This is a messenger RNA of Selaginella moellendorffii, 1678 nucleotides long. Its product is annotated as cationic peroxidase 1. The transcript has 4 exons. The record is from RefSeq and is a predicted model, not a curated record. Gene Ontology annotation, biological process: response to oxidative stress; hydrogen peroxide catabolic process. NCBI's taxonomy places the organism in Eukaryota, Viridiplantae, Streptophyta, Lycopodiopsida, Selaginellales, Selaginellaceae. Gene Ontology annotation, molecular function: peroxidase activity; heme binding. Bases 509 to 1486 code for a protein of 325 amino acids.
GAGUGAACGAGAAGGAUUCUUCUUUCCCCUGUCAAUCGAUCCAUUUCCAAUCCAACUGUGAUGGAGUGCCAACCACAGAGGCAAUAGACGACGCUAUAGAGCGAAUAAAGAGGAAUGAGAAGCUCUAGAGCACCUCGUUUGUGUUGUCGUUGGCGCUGGAACUUUUCUCCGUGAAUUUACCUCGUUUUGGCGACUCUAGAACUAACUGUGUAGUUUGAUCGCUUUCCAUACAGCUAGUAUAGUGUAUAUAUAACGAAAAAUCAUGGAAGUCGAGACUCCAUCGUUGAAUUCUAGUCUUCUACGUUGCUAGUGACCCAGGAUAGUCAGCAAAAGGCCACCUCGGGAUCACUGCAUAGCUAUAGCUUUCUAGAGUUCUUUAGAGUAAUAUUAAGAACUUGGGAGCUCUCGGAGCUCCAUUGGCAAUCUAGCGAUCCAAAAGAGGACGCACACUAAAGAACACUGGAAGUUUCUUAAAAGAGUUUCUUCCCUCUGUUCUUCGUGAUUGACAAUGAUCUCUACGUAUUCUCUCCUGCUGCUUUUGAUCGCUACUUCGUCUCUGGCCUUCUCGGCGGAGGCGGCGCUCGCGACUGGCUACUACGAUUCGACAUGCCCGCAAGUCGAGAAGAUCGUCAAGGCCGGGGUCGCAAACGCUGCGCAGUCCGACUCGCGAUUGCCAGCGUCGCUUCUUCGUCUCCAUUUCCACGACUGCUUCGUCCAAGGGUGUGAUGCGUCGGUGUUGCUGGACGAUACUCCCACUUUCAAGGGGGAGAAGACCGCCGGCCCCAACAACAAUUCCAUCAGAGGAUUCGAAGCAAUCGACGCGAUUAAAUCGUCUCUCGAGAGCAGCUGCAAGGGGGUCGUGUCAUGCGCGGACAUCCUCGCGCUCGCAGCUCGGGAUUCUGUCGUCCUGAGUGGCGGGCCGUCGUGGGAAGUGCCACUGGGGCGACGAGAUAGCAUCACUGCGAGCUUCUCUGGAGCUACGAAUCGACUGCCCAGUUUCUUCUCUGACGUGAAUGGAUUGAUCAAAUCCUUCACAGAUGUUGGGCUCACAGCGGAAGAUAUGUUUACACUCUCUGGGGGGCAUUCGAUCGGCCAGGCGCGAUGCCUCGCUUUUGUGUCGAGGAUCUUCAAUGACAGCGGCAGCGGCAGCCCCGAUCCCAGCAUUCGCCCUAGUUUUCUCUCCGCGCUCCAAUCCAAAUGCCCGCAAACUGGGAGUCUCAGCUCGCUCCAGCCCCUGGACGCAACCACGAUCAACAAAUUUGAUAAUCAGUACUACCUCAAUCUCGUCCUGGGAAAGGGACUGCUCCACUCAGAUCAAGUGCUUUUCAACACAGUCGGAGUGGCCAGGAAUUUCGUCAAGGCAUACAGCGCGGAUCAAUCGAAGUUCUUCAGCAACUUCGCGGGAUCUAUGAUCAAGAUGGGGAAAUUGAGCCCUUUGCUCGCCCCGAAGGGGAUCAUUCGCAGCAAUUGCCGAGUUCCAAGAUGAAGGAAGUUCACAAGAACAAAGAAGGCACGCAAGUGUGUUGGAUUGGAAGUGUGUAUUUUGUAAAUCGCGAGCACAAAUGCUCAUGAGAGAAGAGAUUUGUUGUAAAACAAGGAAUAAAAACCAAAUGUGAGGUCCAUGCACUCACACAAUGAAAUAAAAUUUCGAUAAUUAAAAUACAUUUUCAAAGGAAAA